Messenger RNA from Serendipita indica DSM 11827, 780 nucleotides. The record is from the annotation of a GenBank genome assembly. NCBI's taxonomy places the organism in Eukaryota, Fungi, Basidiomycota, Agaricomycetes, Sebacinales, Serendipitaceae.
AUGGAAACUUUGGAUUCGGAUUACCUUGCAGAUUACUUGACCGCAGAGGCGCUCCAGAGCCUGGCGCUAGUCAAUGACGCGUCUUUGGGCACACAAGUAGCUCAAAACAUUGAGAAACAGGCAAAUUCAUUGGAUCAAAUGGAUGGAGAGGCCGAACACGAUACCAUGCAACCAUCUGGUAGUGGACCUGCCCAUCCUGGACCGUUAGAACUCGAGGGAUAUCCUGCGAUCAUGCCAAUAUCUCCACCCGUUUUGAAUCGUCCGAUAAGCCUGCGUAGCACCUGGGACGACCUGGUCGACGGCCAAUUCUGCACAUAUUUAUUUGAUCGACCGGAUUACCCAUUGGACGUUGUCGAGAUAUUUCCAGAUGAUGGCAGGAGAGAGGCAAUGGGUGCAUAUGUCUCCCACAUGCAGAAUGGUAUCCUUCCGCCGCCUCGGGACCUUAUGGCUCUUGUAGUCACACAAGGAGAUACAAGUUACUGCCCUUUUCCGAAUUGCAACUUCCAAAAGUCAAGAUAUGACCAUGUAACUGGCCAUAUCGUCAUGGAGCAUCUGGAAGUCAGAAUCGAGUGCGUGCACUGUGGGGGAGAAACGCGGCGCAAAGCCGACCACAAAGUCCAUCUGCUACGGCACGCCGGACUGCGAGAACGGCCUAAAUGUCCCGAAUGUGAGCAGGAUUUUGAUUCUGCCUUCAAUCUGAGGAGACACGCAGAGCGAACUCAUCCGGGAGGACAUCUGCGUCGAUCAGCUACGCCUCCCAGAGUCCAAGACUCUCCUUGA